Pristis pectinata (smalltooth sawfish) is the source of this 2727-nucleotide messenger RNA. Its product is annotated as zinc finger MYND domain-containing protein 15-like. NCBI's taxonomy places the organism in Eukaryota, Metazoa, Chordata, Chondrichthyes, Rhinopristiformes, Pristidae. Gene Ontology annotation, molecular function: histone deacetylase binding. The record is from RefSeq and is a predicted model, not a curated record. Gene Ontology annotation, biological process: negative regulation of DNA-templated transcription; spermatid development.
GGGGGGUCCGGGGCGAAGGGGGGGGGGCGGAGGGAGCGGGGGCCGGGCAGUACGUGGGAUCGCACUGUGUAAACGGGCCCGCCUCCCCCCGCACACCGGCCGAUGGAGUUUGUGACCGGUUACCGGGAGCAGCUGCUGGAUUUCUCCGAACUGAUGUUCCACUGGUACCGAAAGCUGGUGACGGAGCGGGGCGCGGGCGCGGUCCCGGGCGCGGUCCCGGGCGGGGGCGCGGUGGAGGCCUGGCGCCGCCAGGGGGAGGUGGCGGCCCGCCGGCUGCCCGCCGGGGGCGCGCUCUGGACACUGCACGUGAUCAGGAACGCGUGCACGGCGCUGACGGUAGAGAAUCCCGCGCAGCAGGUGCACGAGCGCUUCUACGGCGAUGACGUGUUGACGCUGCGGGACUUGCGCAAGUACGUCAGCCUGAUCAACCUGGAGGAGGAGGAGCUUGGUACGUCAAUCACCGCACUCUGCCCUCUCAUUGGCUGCGGUUCCCCGGAGCGGGUAGCAGGGAGGCGGCGGACGGAACGGCCGCCUUCAUCGGUCGGGCGUUGGGGACAAGAGUCGGGGGGUCGCCCCCGGUGCAGGGAGGGUGCGGGGGGCUGGGGACAGGGCGCCCCCGGUGCAGGGAGGGUGCGGGGGGCUGGGGACAGGGCGCCCCCGGUGCAGGGAGGGUGCGGGGGGCUGGGGACAGGGCGCCCCCGGUGCAGGGAGGGUGCGGGGGGCUGGGGACAGGGCACCCCCGGUGCAGGGAGGGUGCGGGGGGCUGGGGACAGGGUCACCGGGACCCUGCCCGCAUUAGAGGGCGUGAGCUGCGAGGAGAGGUCGGACGGUCUCGGGUUGUUGUCUCCGGAGCGGCGGAGGCUGAGGGGAGACCCGAUGGAGGUUUAUAAAAGUAUGGGAGCCCUCCAGCAUGACCACUUCAUCCACAUUGACUGCCUCCUCCUCCUGACUGAUGAAGAUGGCUUUGUCCUGGGCCUGGAUUUCACACUUACCCACGGAGCUCCCCUCACCACCAGCCAACUCGCCAUGAAGGCCUACGACCUCAUGCUCCAGGGCAUGACCUUCCCCAUGUGCGGCGGUGAACCCCAGCGGCCCCGGCAGCUCACCAUUGGAGAUGAGGACAUCCAGAGGACUCUGAAGCAGAUGAUGUUGAAGCUGGGGGUGCAGAGUACGAAGGUCGCCUACCAGUGCUGUGCUCCCCGCCAAUUCACCUUCCGCUCGACUAGGGUGAAGGCCUGUCACGUCUGUAAGAAGCGCAGUUUUGAGACAACGCUUACCGCAUGUGACCAGUGCACGGCGGUCCUGUACUGCUCCCACACCUGUCAGCAACUGGACUGGUCCAGGAGGCCGGAGGACAGCAGCCACAGGUACUGGUGUCAGAAGCUGCAGGACUUCAUGGGCCACGGAGAGGCGCUGGCUGACUUCCCCUUCACCUACACUGCAGAGGUGACCAGUGCGACCUUCGACAGGGAGCUGUUCCUCUGGCAGCGGCAGCUGUGCUCGGGCUACUGGCUGUGCGAGAGCCUCCUGGUGUCCGGACCCCGGCUCGACCUGCCCAGCUCCUGGGACACCGACACCCUCCCGGCCUUCCCGAAAGAGAUGAAUCCUUACCACCCGCUGAAAAACGAGGGAGACAUCCUGCUGCAGGGGCAGCCUGCUGACCCCCCCAGUCUGAGGACCCCCCUCUUGACGUGGCAGUCCUACUACCAGUGGCGGGGGCUGAAUCUCGACUCCCCGGUGGCGGUGCUGCUCUCCUACCCCCUCACUGUUUACCACAUCAUCACCAGCCUGGUGCCCCAGCACUUUCCAGAACUGAACAUCCUGAACAAACAGUCACUGAAAAUCCACAUCCUUGAAGCCCAGAAACAAUUUGAGAUCUGGCUGGUGUUCUGGGAGCUGGCUGUCGUGCUGCCCCACAUCACCUUUGAGAUCCACUGUGGUGAGGGUCUGCCGUUGGAAGUGGACGAGCAGCAGUUCAACCUGCAGCGCAAGGACGGACGGCUGUCUGUGCUUCGCCCCUGCAGCACCCCGGGUGGGGGGAAGGGGGACCGGACGAACAUCCGGAUCCGGGUGUGUGCUCGACCGUACCACCGGCAGCCGGGGGCCCGGGCCGACCUCGUCAUCGGUUUCAACGCUGGAUUCGGCCUCAGUGAGAAUUGGCUGCGAUCUCUGCCCCGCCUGCAGUCGCUGCGGGUCCCGGCCUACUUCACUGAGUGCUCAGAGUUCAGCUGCCUGAUGGACGCCCAGACCAUGAGCUCGGCGGCCGGGGGCUCCAUCAGCUGCCCCCUGCUCAACCCCUUCCGCUCCCCCCUCCGCAUCGUGGGCAUCGACAACAACCUGCCCUGGUACUCCAAUGCCUACCUCUUCCACCUGGUUUACAAGGUGAACACCGUAAGCCGACAGCCCCCAGCCUCCACGCCGGCCCCCCCCAGUGAGCCCCUGCCCCCCCCAGAGGAGGCCCUCGACCCCACUCGCAGGAAGAAGGACAAGAAGCGGAGUAACCUGCGGCGGAGGAGCGUGACCGAGCCGGGCCGCCCCCCAGUCUCCGUGGUCCGGACUCCUCGUCCCUUCCCUGCGCCACCUGCUGCCGUCCUGAUGGAGAAGACCAGCGGGGAACGGGAAGGGGAGCGGGGGGGGACUUCACCAUCGCCCUGGAGCUGUGACCUGGAGUGGGUGCUGCCAGUUCAACACAUGCAGCUGAUGAUGGGCCCUGACGUCAGGCAGUGA